AGGUUGUUUCCAGAUCAAAGUCUAGUGAAUUCAACAUUUUCGGACACAAUAGAUAAUGAUUCUUUAUUGGAGUUAAUACUAUCAUACACAGGUUGAAAAGUUUCAACUUUGGGCCAUUGAUCACGUGACACAAUUGUCUAGUAUUUUUACUUAUUACACAUCUACAGUGCCAUUCUUCUGUGAACAUUACAUUGGACGAAAGCAAAAUUCAUGUAGAAAACAUGUCGGAAAAAGGGAAUGAUAAACAAACAAAAAAACGUAAAGAAAAGGUGCUGGUAUAUGAUAUUGAGAAAGGGGAAACAACGAAAUGUUUUAUUGAGGCCCUUAAAAAACAUCUUGACGACUUUGAAUUUAAAGAUUUUCGCGAGGCUAAUGAGGGAGAAUUGCCUACUCUUUCUAUCAUUGCAGUUGUACGACACACUUCAAUACGCUUUACAGAAGCCUUGAGUGAAGUCAAAGAACAACUUGAUAAAGAAAAUAUCAAAGAUCUUAAAAGAGUGUUCGUCAUUUACUUUUACGUCAAUAAAUCAGAUGAAGGUUGUGUGCAUAAGAUUACACAGAUAUCUGAGUCGGGACAGUUCGACUUUGCAUCAAUAGUACCGAUUAAUUUCAUCGGCGCUUCUCUGUUAACGUCAUAUUUCUGUAGUGCACCGAAACUUAAAACAGAUACUGAAGAAUCGCUACAAAAACUAAAGGAGUGUAUACUUUCGAGAAAGAAAUUGUGUGUCAACGUCUACGGUGCCGUGGAUUUGCUACGGGUCAAAGCUUUUAUUGCGGAAUUACAUAAUUGCAUUUCAAGCAAGAUUGAAUUACAAGCCGUGAAGCCCUUGGAAGAAGUGACCAAUAUAACAUCACCGACAUUGAUUUGUACAACAGGAGAUGUAGAGGAAUGUCAAGAAAAACUCAAAGAGAAAGACUUGAAGAGAGUUUUCUUUGUCCACAUAGUUGAUGUUGUAAAGAGAUCCGAGAUCCGUGUUAUGCAUGACAGCCCUGACGACAUGGAAAAUACAAAGGUUAUCCACGAGGAACAAAAUACGCUACCUGUUGGUGCUGGAAAAAAUAACUUACAAAAUACCAAAAAUACGCCUUGUGAAAUACAUGAGAUACUUGAUUACAAUGGAAAAAUUGUAAUUAAUUACGCUUUAGCAAAGCAAUUUGAAACCUUUGUUUGCACAUGACCUGGUGAAAUUAAACCUUCGUCUAAAAAUGAAUUUGGCAUUUAAGGAUUGUACAUGCCUGAUAUGUUGUAUAUUAUUAGAUAUCAAGAAUUUUCACAUGUUUUAUGACCGUAUGUAAACAGCUGUGUACAGUAAAUAUAACCCGUGCGCUUACUUAAGGUUUUGGUUGUGAUUGUGCCUUUUAGUAAGCUCCGGUCAGACAACAAACCCAAAUUUUACGUUGAACAUUACCAAUUAUUCAAUACUGAAGAUCGCUUGCUUUGAGCAAAAUGUGACUAUUUCUUGAUAAUUUCGUUGCAAUUAUUAUAGUUGAUAUAAAAUACUUAACAAGCGUGAGAUAUGGAAGGGGAGAUUAUUAUACAGUCGUCUACGGUAUAGCCGAAUUUAUUUCAUAAAGAAUCAUUCGUUUCACUGAAAACCAUUACGAGUAACCGGGGUACAAAAUAUGUAAACUCAAAUUCUAUAUCUUAAACUUUAACCUAAGCUGAUGGAUAUUGUAACUGUGUUUUCUUUAUAUAGUUUGUAAUUGUUUUACCCUAUACAU
Messenger RNA from Ruditapes philippinarum (Manila clam), 1722 nucleotides. RefSeq lists its product as uncharacterized. The record is from RefSeq and is a predicted model, not a curated record. The transcript is spliced from 6 exons. Bases 222 to 1178 code for a protein of 318 amino acids. NCBI's taxonomy places the organism in Eukaryota, Metazoa, Mollusca, Bivalvia, Venerida, Veneridae.